Coccidioides posadasii C735 delta SOWgp is the source of this 3110-nucleotide messenger RNA. RefSeq lists its product as uncharacterized. Gene Ontology annotation, molecular function: L-amino acid transmembrane transporter activity. Gene Ontology annotation, biological process: amino acid transmembrane transport. Gene Ontology annotation, cellular component: endoplasmic reticulum. The record is from RefSeq and is a predicted model, not a curated record. Lineage: Eukaryota; Fungi; Ascomycota; Eurotiomycetes; Onygenales; Onygenaceae.
AGCGCAAGCAUGAUCGAUUCGCGUAGCUAUGCCCAAAGCCACCGACAGACUCGAUGUCCGCGAGACUGAGGCAAAUGGGCAUGACCCCGAGGAAGCUCGCUCUCUCCUUUCUCACCCCGUCGAUGACGAUGAUCUAGUUGACCACCCCGAGCCUUCACAGUCCACGCGGCCCCCCGCUCCGAAACGACAAUCCUCUCUUGCUCUCCCUACUCUCAACAAUGGACAGCCUCGCGCACCUCGAACCCCGAACCGCGUUCGUUUCGACUUAGGUGAUGGCACAGAAGAGGAACCCGGGCGGGAUUCCACUUCAGUCGCGCCCGACCGAUCAUGGCUAAACGAGGCAGAUUACUUGGAUAGUGAAGUUCACCGCUCGAGGAGCAGCACAGGACAAGUCGCUCCGCUCCUUACGGAUAUAGAAGCUCCUAUCGUUACUCUUGCGACCUCGAACAGCGACUUUUUCCCCGAAGAAUACCUGGAGAGUGCAAGACCAAAAAGUGGCCUCAGAAACGCGUUCAUGAACAUGGCCAACAGCAUCAUAGGUGCUGGAAUUAUUGGGCAGCCGUAUGCCUUCCGUCAAGCUGGAAUGGUGAUGGGCGUUAUUCUCCUGGUCGGCCUUACCUGCGCCGUCGACUGGACUAUUCGUUUGAUAGUUGUCAACUCAAAGCUCAGCGGAGCUGACUCUUUUCAAGCUACUGUGGAGUUCUGCUUUGGGAGGACUGGGUUGAUAGCAAUAUCCAUAGCACAAUGGGCAUUCGCGUUUGGAGGGAUGAUUGCGUUCUGUAUCAUCGUUGGCGACACAAUUCCUCAUGUCUUAGCGGCUCUUUUUCCUUCACUGAAGGAUCUUCCAUUUCUAUGGCUCCUAACAGACCGGCGUGCUGUCAUCGUGCUUUUUGUUCUGGGAAUAUCGUAUCCUUUAUCGUUAUAUCGGGAUAUCGCAAAGCUCGCAAAAGCAUCGACGUUUGCCUUAAUAAGCAUGCUUGUUAUUGUUAUUGCAGUGAUUACCCAGGGCGUGGGAGUACAGUCCGAUCUCAGGGGUGACAUCAAAGGAUCGAUCUUCGUCAAUUCGGGCUUUUUUCAAGCUGUUGGAGUCAUAUCUUUCGCUUUUGUCUGCCAUCACAACAGCCUGUUGAUAUACGGCUCCCUGAAGAAGCCUACUCUCGAUCGUUUUGCUCUCGUUACUCACUACUCGACUGGAAUCUCAAUGGUAAUGUGUUUGAUAAUGGCCUUUGCAGGUUAUCUUACGUUCGGAUCCAAAACCAAAGGCAAUGUAUUAAAUAAUUUCCCUGCCGACAACGUUUUGGUAAAUAUUGCAAGACUCUGCUUCGGCCUUAAUAUGCUGGCCACACUUCCGCUCGAAGCAUUUGUCUGCCGAUCUGUUAUGACCACUUUCUAUUUCCCCGACGAACCCUACAACGCGGGUCGCCAUCUUAUUUUCACCACUUCACUGGUUGUUACAUCCGUUGUAAUGGCGUUAAUGACUUGCGAUCUCGGCUCCGUCCUGGAGCUCAUUGGAGCAACGAGCGCUUGCGUAUUGGCCUAUAUUCUCCCUCCGCUUUGUUACAUUAAACUCAGUUCACAAGGCUGGAAAUCGAAGAUUCCAGCGGUACUCUGCAUUAUAUUCGGCGUUUGUGUUUUAUGUAUGAGCGUUUUGCAGGCAUUGGUCAAAAUCAUAAGGCACGAAGGCGGCCCGAUGACCUGUUGAAGACGAGAAACCGAUAUAUUCCUUUACAUUUUAUUUCUUCUACCUGUUUUACUAGAGAUAUAGAUGUAAUUAUCCGUUGAAUGUUAUAUCCUAUGGCGGAUACCUUACAGGGAGGGCUAUCCACAAAGUCUGAGGUGUUUUUGGCUUUUGAUUUGGAUUUCUCCUUCGUCCUGAUACCCUAUAUCCCGCCGCAGCCUGAGUUGUUGAAAUAUGGCAUACCAUAUUGUUCUUUUUCCUAUUCUUUUCCUAUUGCUCCUUCUACGGAGCGUAUCAACCUUGCCUUGUGAUGGCUCUGCCAUUGCAAAUAAAGCCAAAUAUAUUCCUGAGGGCGGGCUAGCGCAAUCGUGGUGCGUUUUGCCACCACCAUCAUCGAUCGGGAUCUACCUGUGUCUUUUAAGGGUUCACUGGUUACGUUCCUCAGAUCCAGACAGUCAUAUAUCCUUGCACAUAUAUUAGAAUCAAAAUCCGUAAUGAAAUGAUCAAUUCGGAUGAGUUCCAAUACCUUGAGGAGUACAAUGCUUCUUUACCGCUUCCUUGCGGCGAGCCACAUCUCAAAUAGCAGCAACUCAAAGGGAGCUUGAGUUUGGAAAUGGCUUUUUUUUGGUGCUUCACGCCUUUUUAGGACCUCCAUGUCCAAAAACUGUGAAUAUUGUCAGAGAGGGUAGCGUGACCAAUUCAGACGGAAAGGCAUGACUUUUCGAUUCACAUAUUUAAUUACAUGAUGAUUGGUUGCUUUAGAGAUGGCGGAGUCCGUUUACAUUCACUACCCUACCUGUCGAGCACUAUAUCAAUUCUUUUCUCUUCCUGUCUGUGCUCUUCCUUUCCUUCUUCCUCACCAUCACUCUUGACACUCUUUUUCUUCAAAGAUUCUCUCUGAAGCAACCUCUGCUACUUUCUGUCAGCUUCCUCACUUUCUGAGCUGCCCUGCUGGGCCAGCAUUCUUCUUACCUCCUACCAUAUCUUGGUAGGUACAAUUCCACAAAAAUCAUAAUCUCUAGAGGCAUAUGGGCAAUAUAUAAAUCUCUCCAACAUCCCUCUGCACUGGCUACCGAUCAGACAGGCCACAGUGGUGUUGCUGUGUUUGUCUGUUGCCUAGGGAGCUCCCUCUCUAGAGAUAAACAUCCCCUCCCUAUCUUCCUCUCUGCAGAUUGCCAAUAUCAUUGACGGCCAUCAGCCUCUCUACAUCCGUCAAAUUAGGAAUUUAUCCUUCAUUUUCUCUGUCCAUUCCUUAUUCUUCAUACCUGUUACCAUUGUCACAUUCUUUUUUCUCCCUGGCUUCUGGGGUUUCCGUCCACACCUUUCACUCUCGCAUUCGUCUCAUUACAGAGGCUUCCGUCUGUGCUUUUCACUGUGCACCCUUCAGCUCAUUAACAAAGGUUUCCGUCUGUUUUUCUCACACUGCUCCACU